CACCUCUUCUCCAACUCGUUCUAAACGGGGCUCUAUGGAAAAACAAAGAAGAAAAAACCAAUAUUUUUGUUUGUUUCUCUGAAACAAAAAUCAAGAAGUAAAAAAUGGUGAAGGAGGAACUGUACAUAACCGUACCGAGUUUUUUCCGGUGUCCAAUCUCACUGGACAUAAUGAAGUCCCCGGUUAGCCUCUGUACGGGCAUUACCUACGAUCGUUCAAGCAUCCAGCAAUGGUUCGAUUCCGGUCACGACACGUGCCCUGCCACCAUGCAGGUUCUAUCUUCUAAGGAUUUCGUCCCUAACCUCACUCUCCAUCGUCUAAUUAACCUCUGGGUCCAAUCUUCCACUCGCCGGCCAGGUUCUGACUCUCCACGGCUGCUUCAGGCGGCGCCUACUGUCAUAUCGGAGGUUCAAGCUAAGCUAUUGAUAGAAAAGAUUGAGAGCGAGAGCUGUGUCGAUUCUUUGUCUAAGGUUGCCGAAUUUGUAAGCUGUUGUGAAGAGAAUCGGAGAUUUGUAGUUGGAUUCGGCUGUUUUAUUGAGGUAAUUGCCGGCGUUUUGAGAAGGAAAUGUGUGGAAAUCGAGGCUUUGGUAAUGGCGGUUAAGAUUUUGGAUUUGAUUUUGAGUGAAAACGGAGUCAAAAAACGGUUAAACAAACUAAUCCUCAAAAGCAAUCAGGAAAACAAUUUCUUUUCUACAAUCAUUCCAAUUCUCCAAAAUGGAAGCCUCGACUCGAAGAUCAUAUCUGUCCAAAUUCUGGACUCACUCGCACUCGACUCAGAAUCCAAACAAAUAAUUGCCAACUCACAAAACCUUAUAUCCACCCUUCUCCAUCUCCUCAAAACCAGCAACAACAAUCAAUCCUUAAAUGACGCCGUCAUCUCCCUUUUAACCACCGUUUCAAUAACUCGUUCAGUCAAGUCCCACUUAAUCCAAAACGGCGCCGUUGGAUUCCUAUCAAACUUCCUAACCGAAAAGUCAUUGAAGUUGUUAGCAAUACUUUGCAAAUGCAGCCAAGGGAGGUUAGCGAUCAGUUCGGAACCGAAAUGUGCAGCGGCGAUAGUGGAAAAGUUGCUGAAGGUGUCAAAAACGGCGACGGAGGAUGCCAUAUUGGUGUUGUGGAGCAUGUGUUGCUUGAGCAAAGAUGAGAAAGUGAAAGAAGAGGUGGUUGAAGGGAAUGGGUUAACCAAAAUUUUGGUGGUAAUGCAAAAAGAAGGGGAAGGGAACGUCAAGAUGAUGUGUAGGGAUUUGGUUAAGGCUCUAAGGGCGGGAUGCAAAGAUUGGUUCUUGGGAAGUUACGAGACCAAGACUAGUCAUAUUAGGCCUUACUUUUAUCAGAUGAACUCCAAAAGCGAAAGCCAAAAGGCCAUCAGACACAUGAGAAAUCAUGAAGCCAAACUCAUACCGAGACUUAAAGAAGCCAUUUCUCCCCUUUACCAUUCAACAGCACGGAAAGAUUUGCAAAGAUAAUCAAAUCCAGAGUUUCUAAAGGGAUAAAUGCAUCGCAUCCACCAACAGCAGCAGGGAAAUUUUCAUUCAUUCAUGCAUUUAGUCACAUAAAUAUGAACUGACUAGGUCAUUUUCUAGCAUUAGAAAUAAGUUGGAGAGUUUUCACUCCUUGUGCAAUGGAUAUAUAAUCUAGCUUGAUUACAGUAAAAUUCUAUAAAUACACAAGUACCUUCCUUUCAUAUUUAAUAGCCAACUUGAUACCCAAAGUAGGAUAAAAACAAUUCUAGCUAAUGUAAUUUUACACAAAAAGAAUUAGUUAUUGUUGCUUGAUUCUAUAAGCAGUCUUCAUGCAUAACUUGACAGGGAAAUUUUGUAGGGGAAAAACAAUGAUAGAUUGCGUUUAUCUCAAAGAAAAUACAAACCAUUGCAAAUGAUGUAUCUCAAACCCAUAUGACCCAUUUAUCUCCUUGCUACUUAACACCAGAAAACUUUAUAAUGAUGGAGAUCGGCCACAAAUUGUGAAGCUACAAUUAUCUUUUAAUAAAAAGAAUCUAAAUUACAAACAGCACCCUAAAUGGAACACUAUUAAUCAUUGUGAAUAGAUUAACUAAAACACACCACCAAUCCAUAAAAGAUUGAUCUAAAAGACAACAAGAAGAAAUUACCAGAAAAGUACCAUUACUACCUAGUCAACUUGGAAGUCUUAGGCACUUGAUACAAUUACUUUAAAUGGUCCUUAUUCUUUAAGUGAAAACUUAAAAUGCGCAUGGACUAGUAAAGAUUGUAUAGAAAAUUAGAGCCAGAAAAAAGUAAUAUUCAGCAUAUUGAACCUAAGGUAUUGAGGAAAAAGAAGGUUCUUCAUGCAUUGGUACAUCAAUCAAACUUAUUUUUCAUUGGCAAUAUAUUAUUAGUUGGAAAAACAGAAACUUUAACCAAGAAACAACCUGUGUAUACCAACAGUAGAUAACGUAAUGCCAAAAAUCAAUUUGUUUGAACUACUAUGGAAACAAAUAUAACAAAAUAUAGAAAAUGUUUGGCAUUAUCACCAACUUACUGUAAAUCAAGCCAGAGCAACACUGAUUUCAGACAACCCCUUCUCCUUCUGCUUCAAAUACUGA
Messenger RNA from Durio zibethinus, 2563 nucleotides. Lineage: Eukaryota; Viridiplantae; Streptophyta; Magnoliopsida; Malvales; Malvaceae. The record is from RefSeq and is a predicted model, not a curated record.